UCAUUUCAAUGUCGGCAACGCUAGAGUGGAUCAGAUUCUUUUCUUUUGGAUGUUGGGAGGCCGACGGCAGCGAUGAAGAUCUAAAUUGUGGUAUCCAUAGUGGCCAGAAGAUCUUUUGGGGGCCUGUGAGGCGCUGUCGGCUUGGCUCAACGUGGCCUGGCGGCCGUGGUGUGGCGGCGCGGCGCUGCGUAGAGAGGGAGCAGGAGGCCGAGCUAUCCACAUAUUGGACUGCGUAUGUAGAUGUGGGGAAGCACAACGAGAUGGCUAUGGCUGGUAAUGCAAAGUCUAUCACAGUGGUACUGAUGACCUGACCUCCUCCCGAACCACUGUCAUGGGUUGAACGAGGUGCUAGGGUUCGAGAAAUUUAUCCUAUUGAUUAUUGUACUUUGUUGUUUGGUUUCUUAUUAGUCUUUAAUGCUAGGUUAUCGGGAUGAUUGAACAUUUAACUUAUUUUUAUGUCGUUAGAAGUAUACAUAUCUAUAUGACUAGUGAUAGUUAUGUCAGACCCGAUUCGUGUUGCACUUUCUGAGUUGACCGUUUCUAUAUCUAAUCGCAG
Molecule: messenger RNA, 556 nt
Organism: Cuscuta epithymum
Lineage: Eukaryota; Viridiplantae; Streptophyta; Magnoliopsida; Solanales; Convolvulaceae
Source: the annotation of a GenBank genome assembly